AUGAAUGUAUACUCGUCGGAUAUCCAAUAUCAUCAAUUCCAAUCCAAUGGUCAUCUUCGACACAAUUAUGAUAUCUUAACAGAGAAAGUGGAAGAAUUAAUUCGGAUAUGCGAGUCAACAUUCGUUACAUCCCAAUCACAGACAGACAACCUUAUAAAGUCAUUACAGGCCACAAUUGAGUUAAUCUCGAACAAUCAUGAACCUGAUUCCGAUUAUCCAAUUCAUGUUUAUCGAAAACUACAACGACUAGUUGAGGGAUAUAGACAAUUAAUCAAAUAUUUACAAUCCGAUGAUCACGAACCUGGACUGAAUGGUAGUGUGACGGAGAUUUUGCAUGGGGAUGGGAUAUCUCCAAUAUCAAGUCCCUCUUUAUUUGAGACGCCUCAACGACAUCAAAAAGAAUCCUCUGAGAUAUCAUUACCCCGUCAGCCUCAACAAACCACCACCACCGUCGAUACCAACAGUGAAUUCGAUGACGAAGAAGAUGAUUACGAUGAUAUUGAUUCCGAAUUGCAUAACAGUUUAAUCACGUUGAAACCCAUGAAAUUAAAUCGAGCAGAAACACCCCGAUUAGUCCCCAACGUAAAUACUAGUCCAUUCAAGAACAAUAUCCCCCCGGGAAUGAUUUCUUCCACGCCGACUAAACAACAAAUGAGUCCUCAUUCUGUGAUCAUCCCCUCGCCAGCUUAUGAAUAUAUGAAGUCUCAUGCGGUGGAUAAUACAUUUACUACUACUGAUACAUUGGAAUAG
Messenger RNA from Hemisphaericaspora subhashii, 750 nucleotides. RefSeq lists its product as uncharacterized. The transcript has a single exon. The coding region runs from base 1 to 750 and encodes 249 amino acids. Lineage: Eukaryota; Fungi; Ascomycota; Pichiomycetes; Serinales; Debaryomycetaceae. The record is from RefSeq and is a predicted model, not a curated record.